GUUUCCAUACGUUACCAGAUCUCACCCUUCGUAUUUACUUCUUCUGGAUUCCUCUCUCUGGUCCACAUUUUGAUACAGUGAGCCGGAUCUCUCAAAGUUUAUCAGGCUCGGAGCUGCAGGACGGCCAUGGCUGACCAGUUCGAGGACAAGGUCCCUCCUCCGGAUGCAAAAGGGUUUAACCCUGGAUUGAUAGUGUUGAUUGUUGUUGUUGGGCUGCUGCUGCUUUUCUUGGUUGGAAACUACGCGCUUUACGUGUAUGCUCAGAGAACUCUUCCCCCGAAGAAGAAGAAGCCAGUGUCCAAGAAGAAGCUGAAAAAGGAGAGGCUGAAGCAAGGCGUCUCUGCUCCAGGAGAGUAAAUAAGAAAGACUUGGUUUUUUAUUGCAGCUCUCCAUCAUGUCUUCAAGUGUUGUGUUGAGAAGUUUCUCCAAGCGCCUUACGUGUUUGGGAUUCAGAAGUAUUUUUCUUUAUUUACGUUAAUACUCGAGGGGAUUGAACUUUAGUUGGAACGUUGGAAGUUACGUUAACCCUGUAUCAUCGUAGAGACCAGGGAGUGAGAUGCUGUUACUGAAAACAGUUUUAUCUCUUCAAUUUCCCAUUUGUACUGAGCCUUUCCUUUGUUGAAGGAAUAGUUAGAACUUGGAAAGAUAUCUGUUACCAAAUGUUUGGAAGGAACCACCAAAUGCUUGGUUGUAUUGCAGAAUUCUUCGUACGAUAGGAUGUAAUCCAGAACUUGGACUUGUUUGCUCCUAAACUUUUCCUUCAUAUCUUGUUAGAGUAAAUUGUUGAUUUUUCCCUUGAA
Molecule: messenger RNA, 800 nt
Organism: Pyrus x bretschneideri (Chinese white pear)
Lineage: Eukaryota; Viridiplantae; Streptophyta; Magnoliopsida; Rosales; Rosaceae
Product: DNA-binding protein S1FA
Exons: 2
Coding region: 127-357 (76 amino acids)
Biological process (GO): regulation of DNA-templated transcription
Cellular component (GO): nucleus
Molecular function (GO): DNA binding
Source: RefSeq, a predicted model, not a curated record